AUGUUCAAUGAUGGUACACGUGGAUGUAAAAUUGAUCAAAAGAUCAAAUGGAACAUGAUCCAGUUGCAGCCAAAGGAAGUUACUCCUGAAGCAUACCACCUUGUUACCAACUUAUUGGACAAAGAACCUCUUAACCAUUUUAGUACCAGUCAAGUUUUGCAACAUCCCAUGUUUUGGAGUCCUCACAAGAGAAUGUCGUUUCUUCGCGAUGUUAAUGAGCGGAUUGCCUAUGUGUCAACGCCGACCGUCACAGAUCAUCUCUGGAACAAUGCAGAGACGAUUAAGGGUAUGCCAGUAUGGGAUAAAUGGAGUAAGAAACUAGAUGAAAACAAUAAUUCAGUGACAUUGAUGACGAUCCACCUCCUUCGAAGCAGAAGUGAAUUUACAAUUACACAUUGGCCCGUGAUUUGCUACGACUAG
Messenger RNA from Arabis nemorensis, 420 nucleotides. The record is from the annotation of a GenBank genome assembly. Lineage: Eukaryota; Viridiplantae; Streptophyta; Magnoliopsida; Brassicales; Brassicaceae.